AUGGGUGUUAACGUCGCUGUCUUUGGUAUCAAUGGUCUCUUGGGAGGCCCCGUGCUUGAAGCACUCACCACGACCCCUUUCGGGUCCAAGGUGGCCCUGGUUAAAGCGAUCACUCGGUCCCAACCAAAGGAGAAGUGGGACAAGGUCGACUACAUUGUCGCCGAUAUCACCAAGGCUGAUGACCAAAAGAAAGUUGUCGAUGCCAUCAAAGGUGUCGACGUCAUCAUUGGCCUCAAUGCCCCCGACGCCAGUGUCUACUCGGGUCUUGAAGCCAUUAUUCCUCAAGUGAAGCCUAAGUUGUACGUGCCGUCGCAAUUCGGUGCCGAGCUCGCUGGAGCGCAAAAGGUGUUGCCGGGCUUCCUUCAACCUAAGGUUGAUCACUCGAACAAGGUUCGUAAGGAUGGCAUUAAGGUGGUGGACGUGUCGACUGGGUUGUUCAUCGUCCCUGGUUCGUUCGCGUACGAAUUUGUGCCCCAAUUCGGCAUUAACGCCGAGGACGCCACAGUCACCCAACGCGGCGAUGCCAACACGCCCAUCUCCGUGUCGGCGCUUGAAGACGUCGGUAAAGUCGUCGCCUCGAUCGCUACCACCGCCGACUACUCCAAGCUCCCUGACUCGCUUCGUGUGCGCAGUGACCAAGUCACUUUUGCCGAAGUACAAGAGACUUGGUCCAACAACCACGGCAAGAAACUUAAUGUGGUGAAGCAAUUGAGCCUUGACGAAGCCCGCGAGGAAGCUGCCGACAUCUGGGGUAAGGGUUUCGACCCCUCCAAGUUUGGUUACUACCUCCAAGCGAUCGCGUCGCAAGGCUCCGGUAAGGGUCUCGUGUUCGAAUCGGUCGACAACGACCUCGUCAACCCCGGUACUUGGGAAUGGACCAAGUACAAGCGCAACACUAACUAA
This is a messenger RNA of Diutina rugosa, 903 nucleotides long. RefSeq lists its product as uncharacterized. The record is from RefSeq and is a predicted model, not a curated record. The transcript has a single exon. Lineage: Eukaryota; Fungi; Ascomycota; Pichiomycetes; Serinales; Debaryomycetaceae. The coding region runs from base 1 to 903 and encodes 300 amino acids.